Messenger RNA from Panonychus citri (citrus red mite), 690 nucleotides. RefSeq names its product hepatic leukemia factor-like. The record is from RefSeq and is a predicted model, not a curated record. The transcript has a single exon. Lineage: Eukaryota; Metazoa; Arthropoda; Arachnida; Trombidiformes; Tetranychidae. Bases 1 to 690 code for a protein of 229 amino acids.
AUGUUUUCAUCCUCAUCUUCAUAUUCAUCGCCGACCUUUUAUCCUCCGCCAACAUCAAUGCCCUCUCAUGACAUGAUGUCAUCAAUGUAUUCAUUGGCUCAAGUAGCUAGUAUGUAUUCAUCGUCGCCAUCAUACUCGAAACCUAUUGAACCGGAAUAUUCAGAAUCUCCAUUGGAAUUGACAUCGUAUUCAUCUAAGUCACGGCGGAAAAAGUCUAAUCCUAGACGGAUAAGUGAUCUUCAACAAUCACCUUCACCAAGUAAAUCGUUCAACAAUCAACCACCACAGUUCCCGCAACAGCAAUUAAAUGUUACACCAGUUAAGGUCAACAUGGAACAGCAAAAUGUUCCCAUGGAAAAUUCACCGCAGUUUAUGGCCGAUCAGCCGCUUCCGUUGAAAAGUAUUCCGGCUCAAUCGAUGAUGCUUCAGAAUGUUGCACUCUCAUUGUUGGCUUUAUCAUCGACUCCCGACACUUCGGAUACUUCAUCUCAAGAGAUUCAAGUCUCUGAAUCGGAAAAUAAUCCACCCGCUAAGAAGAAGAAAGCAAACCCGGUGCCAGAUGAAUUAAAGAAUGAUGAAUAUUGGGCUCGGCGAAAAAGAAUAAUGAAUCAGCUCGGAAAAGUCGUGAGGCGAAAAAAGCUCAGGCCAAAUGGAUUGAGAAAAAGAUCGUCGAGUUGCAAGAAGAUUUGA